Molecule: messenger RNA, 2987 nt
Organism: Jaculus jaculus (lesser Egyptian jerboa)
Lineage: Eukaryota; Metazoa; Chordata; Mammalia; Rodentia; Dipodidae
Gene: Btbd1
Product: BTB domain containing 1
Exons: 8
Coding region: 1-1470 (489 amino acids)
Biological process (GO): neurogenesis
Cellular component (GO): P-body; cytosol
Molecular function (GO): protein binding
Source: RefSeq, a predicted model, not a curated record
AUGGCGUCGCUCGGGUCGGCCGCGGCCGGGGAGCAGGGCCCGCCCGGGGCCGAGGCGGAGCUGGGAGCCCCGGCGCCGCCCGCGCCGGUGCCCGCGCUGUCGCCGUCGGCGCUGGGGCCGCCGCUGCCCCUGCAGCGGGAGCCGCUGUACAACUGGCAGGCCACCAAGGCGUCGCUGAAGGAGCGCUUCGCCUUCCUCUUCAACUCCGAGCUGCUCAGCGACGUGCGCUUCGUGCUGGGCAAGGGCCGCGGGGGAGCCGCCGCCGCCGCGCCCGGGGGCCCGCAGCGCAUCCCCGCCCACCGCUUCGUGCUGGCGGCCGGCAGCGCCGUCUUCGACGCCAUGUUCAACGGCGGCAUGGCCACCACGUCGGCCGAGAUCGAGCUGCCCGACGUGGAGCCCGCCGCCUUCCUGGCGCUGCUGAGGUUUCUAUAUUCAGAUGAAGUUCAGAUUGGCCCAGAAACAGUUAUGACUACUCUUUAUACUGCUAAGAAAUAUGCAGUCCCAGCCUUGGAAGCACACUGUGUGGAAUUCCUCACCAAACAUCUUAGGGCAGAUAAUGCAUUUAUGCUGCUUACUCAGGCUCGGUUAUUUGAUGAACCUCAGCUUGCUAGUCUCUGUCUAGACACAAUAGACAAAAGCACGGUGGAUGCGAUAAGUGCAGAAGGGUUUACUGAUAUUGACAUCGACACACUCUGUGCAGUUCUAGAAAGAGACACGCUUAGUAUCCGAGAAAGUCGGCUUUUUGGAGCUGUUGUGCGUUGGGCAGAAGCAGAAUGUCAGAGACAACAAUUGCCUGUGACUUUUGGAAACAAACAGAAAGUUCUAGGAAAAGCACUUUCCUUGAUCCGGUUCCCACUGAUGACCAUAGAGGAGUUUGCAGCAGGUCCUGCUCAGUCUGGAAUUUUGUCAGAUCGUGAAGUGGUAAACCUCUUCCUUCAUUUUACCGUCAAUCCUAAACCCCGAGUGGAAUACAUUGACCGACCCCGGUGCUGCCUCAGAGGAAAAGAAUGCUGCAUCAAUAGAUUCCAGCACGUGGAGAGCCGCUGGGGUUACAGUGGAACAAGUGAUCGAAUCAGGUUCACAGUUAACAGAAGAAUCUCUGUAGUUGGAUUUGGCUUAUAUGGAUCUAUUCAUGGUCCCACGGAUUAUCAAGUGAAUAUACAGAUCAUUGAAUAUGAGAAGAAACAAACCCUGGGACAAAAUGAUACUGGAUUUAGUUGUGAUGGGACUGCUAACACAUUCAGGGUCAUGUUCAAAGAACCUAUCGAAAUCCUGCCCAACGUGUGCUACACAGCUUGCGCAACACUCAAGGGUCCAGAUUCUCACUAUGGCACAAAAGGCUUGAAGAAAGUCGUGCAUGAAACACCUUCUGCAAGCAAGACUGUUUUCUUAUUUUUCAGUUCACCUGGCAAUAAUAAUGGCACUUCAAUAGAAGAUGGACAAAUACCAGAAAUAAUAUUCUAUAUAUAAGUUAGUGUUCCAGCCAUUUAGUCCAACCUCAGCAGCAUAAACAAAUGGCCACUAAUAGUCUUGAGUGUCAUGAAUAUUUAUGAUUGUAGUAUGAGAAACAUUUUAGUUUCUUAGAGGAAGAAGAAAAAUGCUGAUUUAAAUCUCUGUAUGAUUUAAAGACAGAUUUUCCCAUUUUCGUGGAAUCCUGGGGGAAAAGGAAAUUUGGUUUCAUUGUAUAAAAACAAGCACAGCCUUUUCAGCUUCAUCUUGAAUACCUUCAUAGAUCAGCUGACUUACGGUCUUUCAUAGUUUUGGAAUUGAAAGAUUCUUCUUAUACUUAGCAGAUAUUCUUUUUGUUAUUUUGAAAGUUAGGUGACAUGGGUCAGUAUUCCUACAGAGUUCCUUUUAGCUCAACUAGUAUCAGAAUAUUAAACUGACUUUGUAUUUGGAGUUUUGAAAUGUGGGGCUGUUAUCAUUUGGAAUGAUGCUAAAAACAGGCCUACUGAAUACCCAAGAAGAUUUUCAAUGCAUUUACAGAAAAGGAUAUUUUACAAUAGUAUAGCAGUGUAUUGCAUAGUUCCAUUUUAAAGCUGUGAAUUGUUUGUAUGAGUUCACAAUGAUGUGAUUUAAACAAAUCUAAAGGGACAGUCUAAGACUGUAUUCUUGAUCACUGCGCUGCUCUGCUCUGCUACCAUGUGGAUGCUGCCCAUAAUUCCCAGGAUUGAUGUGAUAGUGACACUUGGGUAGACAGCCUUCUCUUUAGUAUUGUGAUAGUCCUACACAGCAAGAAAUGGAAUAAAAUACUAAGAUUUCUAACAAUAAAGCUAUCCAACAGAAUCAUUCCUCCUGCAAAGUACACAUUUCUAUCUAAGAAGUAUAUUUAAUAUUUGUGACUUCAUUAAUGACUGGUGGAAGUGGAUCUAUAUCUGGCAGAGUAACAUUUAUACACUUUUUUAUAAAAAGCAGAUUUUUAAAAUACAAAUGAAACAACAUUUUCCCUAAGAAAUGAUUACUUUAAAAACUUUCUGUAAUUAAGCUUAAGGUAUGUUAGUUGUGGAAAAUGAUUAAAAAUGAAAAUUCUUUUAAGCAUCAACUUAAAAAGAAUUUUUCUAAAUAGGACAUAAAAAUUUUCAUCAAAAGCAAUACUUUGUCUAUUUAAGGAGGUCACUAAUGGGUAAUGUGUUAGUGGCCAUGGGCUCUUGAAAUUGCUGCAGAAAGGAGAGCUUUGUUCCAUCUCUGGUGCCAUGAUCUUAGGGAUAUAAGCUUCAGUAACUGGAAUACCUGUGGAAUAUGGUUCUGCUUAACUCAAGAUUAGCAAAUGCUGCAGUAACUGUUCAGAAAAGCACUUCUUCCUUAACAAGUAUGGCAUGCCAGAGGUAAGUUAGUGUUUCUAACUAGACAGUUGGGGCAUUUCACAUGUCUUGUGUUUAACUAAGAAAUUGUAACUGAAUAUAGCCAAGGAAGGUAUAAGAAAUGGAACCACUUACUGACAUUGUGGUAUCACUUGAAAUUAAAAUAAUAAAUUCUCUUUUUAUUUA